CCCUUGGUAACGCGUAUGUAGGGCCUAUAGACCCACCCAUUAUGACAGAUCUUAAGGAUCGUUCCGUGCUUUGAUUGGUCGGUGCAACUGUUCGUUUGUUUGUUAGCUUGACCGUGUUUAGCUGAUUACAUUAUCCGAAGAGAUUCAACUUGCAGACAUACACACACAACGAAGUAGAAUUAGGCGGACGUUAGCUCACUUGGCUGCUAACCUAGCCAACUUUUAAAACAGACUUGUAACAGCAUAUCAUAUAUUUUUGUACCAAAGACUGAGAGCAGAUUUAGGAAAUGUCUUCAGACGAAGACAGAGCCAAGGAAAUUCUGAAGGGCUUCAAAUUGUAUCCUUUUACUCUUUGUUUAAGUACGGUGCUGAACGAAACUGGAUGAACCUUCGUGACGCAGAGACGGGCAAAGUGCUCUGGCAGGGUACGGAAGACCUCUCUGUACCAGGAGUAGAACAUGAAGCUCGUGUCCCAAAGAAGAUCCUGAAAUGUAAAGCUGUGUCCAGAGAGCUGAAUUUCUCCUCAUCAGAGAAACUUGAAAAGUUCAGGCUAGAGCAGAAGGUUUUCUUCAAAGGACAGUGUCUAGAAGAGUGGUUCUUUGACUUUGGCUUUGUCAUUCCCAACUCCACCAACACAUGGCAGAGUCUGAUAGAGGCGGCUCCAGAGUCCCAGAUGCUGCCGGCCCAUGUUUUAACUGGUAAUGUGAUCAUAGAGACUAAGUUCUACGACGAUGACCUGCAUGUCAGCACCUCCAGAGUUCAGCUCUUCUACGUCUGACCUCCAACUCAUCACUCUUUUUCCAUAAACUCCACAGUUAGCUAUUGGCAGCAGUAAACUGGUCACUGAUCUGGGAUCAGCAACGUUCCCAAAGCCACAACCAUGAGCUCUGAGUUUGUCCUGAAUAUUCUUUACCUCCAACCCUUUUAACCCUCCCUCAUUUCAUUUUACUCAGAAGCAGAAAAUCACACGUCUUUGACUAUCUUAGACUCAGAUACAGAAACACUGCUUUUAUCUUCAUGACACACAAGCAAAUAACUUGUCCUACAGUAGCUGUGUCGCCAUCUAGAGGUGAAGUCCCCAUUUCCUCAUGGGUACAUAUGUGACUGUCUCCUUUCAAGCACCUAAUAAAAUUCAGCCUCAUUUUGUAUAUAUUUAUAAGCAUCUGUGAAUCCAGUCUGUCUGUACUGAUCAGUUUGUAGAAAGAUUUUAAAGUCAGGCUGCAGUUUCACUCCACUACGAUUCGCUUUAGCAUUUUACUUCCUGUCUCAUCUAGAUUCAUGCAUGUAAUUGAUUUAAUUAGCUGCUGCCCGAGGUUGUAACAUAGACUUGUUUUAAUAUGACACAAUGGAGGCGUGAUUAAAGUCAUGCACUGUUGUAAUAAUG
Messenger RNA from Betta splendens (Siamese fighting fish), 1384 nucleotides. Its product is annotated as retinal rod rhodopsin-sensitive cGMP 3',5'-cyclic phosphodiesterase subunit delta-like. NCBI's taxonomy places the organism in Eukaryota, Metazoa, Chordata, Actinopteri, Anabantiformes, Osphronemidae. Bases 383 to 778 code for a protein of 131 amino acids. Gene Ontology annotation, biological process: sensory perception of light stimulus. The record is from RefSeq and is a predicted model, not a curated record. The transcript is spliced from 5 exons. Gene Ontology annotation, cellular component: cytoplasm.